AUAUUAGGGGGCUAUGUAAAUUCGUAGUUCUAAAGCUAUUGUCUCAUUUGACUUUCUGAUUGGUUGAAAGCAGGUCUAUUUGUAUAACUUGUUCCAUUGAGUGAUUCAAAAAGAGUUCUGUAGGGAGCUAGCAUUUUACACACGGUUGGCUUCUAAGUAGGAGUGCGAUAUAUUGAUUCCAUUCCUUGUGUGUUAAAAGAGCUCUUAGUGUGGGCAUCGAAUAUUUCAAGUAUGGAAGUUUUCGAUAUGGCGAUUGUAAAACGAGAGCCUUUGGACGAAUUUCACUCAGAGAGUUCGUAUCUGGAUCAAUUUAUGGUAGGAUUUGUACUAUGUUUGUAUUAUAUAUAAGUCUAGGAAUGUUUAUUUGAGCUGUGGAAGGGAAUUCGGGUCGAAUACCUUGGAUAUUCGAGAAAUACGGUUGGAGAACAGUCGUAAAAAGCUUUGUGAUGUCAUUUAUGUUUUGACUAUAUCUAUAUGUCUUAUAAGUCAUUUUCAGAAGCAAAUGAUCAAUGAAUUAGUUUGGGGGCGGAAUGCCAUUCAUGCAUUUAAAUAAUAUAAAUCGUUUGGCUUUCUGAUUCUGAGAAGUUUGAACUAUAGUAGCUAUUCCAAUCUGUAUUUGUCUGGUUUUACUGAUGUUUUAACAACAUCGGGUAGUGUCGAAGAUUGUCAAACUGUCAAUUUGAUCGAGUUGGGUGGAAUGUCAUUCAUCUAUGCAAAUUGCAUAAAUCGUUUGGCUUCCUGAACAUGAGAGGUUUUAAACUGCAGUAUGUUUCAAAGGAAGUCAACUCAAGUAUAGUAAACUUCGUGCAGCGAUUGAUUUUUACUGGAGAGAAUUAGAUUAGAUUAUAAUACUGACUUAAAGCGAAUUAUGUACUCGAAUAUGUAUCCCCUACUUUAAUCCCCAUUCCAAAGACCGUAAAGGGCUCUUUCAUAAAACUAACCUAUCCUAAAAGAACUCUUCAUUCUGGGGUUAAGCACGGCUAACACUUAUUUACAACGUAACUAUAGCCUUGGGCUUGGUCAAACUUGUGCAAGAGUUGUAUGAGAUUUGACAAGCGAGAGUUUGCACGAGAGCUUUCUCAAGUCUCAUUCAUCGGUCAAGCGACGACAAGAGUUGCAUGAGAGUUGAUGAAAGUUCACGAGAGUCGAUGAGAGUUUGCGGUCAGCGAAGGUGUAAGAGAAUUGCAACUCUCAAUUGAAUGUUCCGUUAUAACUUUGCUCCAAAGCACAAUAUUAAAACCUGAUCUUUGCAUGCAGGUUAUAAAGCAUCAGUCGUGCAAAUUCAGACACAUUUCUCAAAACGACACUGUCUAACAGAAUAAUAACAAUAUUCAAAAUAAACAAUCUUCUUUCGUUGCACUCAAAACCACCGACAAUCCAAUAUACCACCCUAUAAACUUCACACAUAGUGACGCAAUUGUACAUUCGUAUAUUUCAAGUACACGACGCAUAACUGGUCUAAAACUUCUUUGUAUGUUUAUAUAUCUAUAUAAUCUUUCCUCCUUAGCCGUACAGCAACGAUGUGUUCGAUACGCAGUCCGUCGACUGGCUGUCAAAUUUGGUAGAGGAACGUUCAGUACACUCUCUGGAUCAAAUGGGACAAAUUUCUGAGUACCAAAAUCUAGCACUAAACUCCUUGAAUCAGGACCAAACACUAAACCGGCUAAAUGGCCUCCCUGUGAACCAACGAGGAUUACACGAUGAGAUGUCGGCUAAUAAUUUCAACGCUUAUAACGGAUCGCCGAUUGCGUCGGAAUUCGAUCACCGACUCGAAUCGGGGACACAUGACUUGGACUCCGACAUGAAAUCGUUUUAUUCCACUCAUCAAUUGUACACGCAGAGCUUAAAUACGGUGGAUAGCAUUAUGGAAUUUAGUAACGAAAACUUAAAAGGGUCUGUAAAGGCUGAGUUCAUUGUGCGAUGCGAGGAGGAUGAAGGAAUUCGACUAAGCGAUCACGGCAGUGAUCAUGAUAGCGAAUCAGGUAUGUUGCAUUUUUGUUACUUUUUUUCAGAUACCUUAAUUAUCCAUUGCUACAUUCUUUAAAUGUUUACUAAUACGCUUGUAUUGUGUUUAUGACUAAGCCUCUUUCACAAAAUGCAAAUCAAUUGCCCAAAUAGCAACUUGUAAGAACUGUGUUAAAGUCGCCAUCUUUCACUGCAAAAGUUGCCAGAAAUUGCCCAAAUGGUGCUGAAUUCCUUAAAUAUUUCUUGAUACGUUUGCCACUGUAUUUAGCUCACGGAUAUGCCAAAUCAUUGCUAAUUAACAUAACCAACGAGCAUUUAGUCGCAACAAUUCCAAACAAUAACAGGUCUAGUAUUAUUGCAAAAACAAGGAUGCUUUUGUAUCUUUGGAAACCGCAACACACGCGAAAAAUAAUUAUUGACAUUUUUUAAUUCGUAACAUGUAAGGGGGAACAAAUUUACGAUUAAAUGCACUUCAGGACCCUGAAAUGUUUUAAUUUUCUCAGGUAUAGUUCAGACACAAAACACGGCAGCUUAUUGUAGAAUACUACCUACACUGGACCACCACAUUUGAGAUAUUUUUUUUCAGAUAGUUCAGACAAACCACGGCAGCUUAUUAAAGAAUACUACCUACACUGGACCACGACAUUUGAGAUAUUUUUUUUCAGAUAGUUUACAGACAAACCACGGCAGCUUAUUGAGAAAUACUACCUACACACUGUACACCCACGUUUGAAAUACCGAAACAAAUUUCGAAGCCUAGCAACACCGACAACAUACGCAGCGUUUCAAUUCAUUCGAGCGCUGCGUGCGAGCUGAAAUUCAGUUUAACAUUUAUACAAUUUCGCAACCGGCUUAUCACUUGCAACUGGAAACUAAUUUUGUCCCAAGCAACGGUUUGAAAAUCUAUUAACAAUGGAAGAUUUCAUCGUCAAAUCAACGCAAAUGACUACAGGCACCAGAAAAGUUCUAGUAGGUUAUUCAUGGUGCUGUGCGCUUAUCAUUUUUUAAUGUGCUUCGAAAAUUCCAUAGCACAAUAGCGCGAUGAUAAUUGUAAACAUUUACGAGUUCCAAAGGUUAAAAAUUUGCAUAUCGUUAGGGUUGCGUGAUUUUCGAACGACGCUUUAUAGAUACAGUUUGGUAAAUUUUUGUUACAUAUCUAUGAAUGUUGCAAUACGUUAUAACAAAGAUUUAAUGUUGCAAACAGUCAGAUCUUCAUUAAACCGUUGCUGGUAUUGCUUUAUAUGCAUGCGACAUGCAAUUGACAUUUCGUGAAAUAGCUUUCAAGGAUUUAGAUCACGAAUCACGAUACUAAUAUAUUGGUUGAGAAUUUGAUGUUUUCAAAUAUUAUAGCUACGAAAGUACAGUAUGAUGCUUGUACCGAAAGUUAAAUUUGUGUGUUCAGAAUGGCUGGAAUAUAUGUACGCGAUUCUGAUUUGCAUUUUGUGACUCAUAGUGAGGUUUUGUUCAAUUCAGCUCGAUUAAAAUCAGGAAAGAAAAAAGAAAGUACUAUAUGAGAUAUGCUAUAGGAGUUACACCAUCGUCAUUAAAGUAUUGCGUCGAUAUAGUGCAGGUGUGACAGUGUAAACCUGUUUCCAAGAUACACUUUUAACCCCAAAGCUCUUUGCGUCAAAGUUUCAAGUAUCCAUUAUGCUCACAGACAAUUUUCUCGCGCAAACAUGCAUCUGUUUGUAUUUUCUAAGGGCUUACCCUUAGACUGUGUCGCUCUUAUGCGCAAGUUUUGUUUUGGGAAAGUUUAAUUAAUUGUUAGCCGUUGCGUCAUGCAAAGCCAUUGAAUUGGCUACCAGGAUACCGUUAGAAAGCAUUCAAAAACUUGCUACGUUAAACAAUGCAAUACGUGUUUGCUAUUCGCGUCCUACGACCAACUACCAAUGAAUUAUAUUACAAAAACUGCGUGACGUUUUGAGUGGGGUGUUCGCCGGUUUUAGCCGGAUGUGAUUGGCCCUGAUUGCAACAUUACAAAUAUCACUGAUUCACUAUAAUGCAAGACCAAGAAUGGUUUGAUAUUUGAGCCUUCAACCUUCAAUAAUCUAUUCUACUGUAGCCUAUCUGUUAAUCUAUCAAGCCUACAAAGAUUGGUAGCAAUUGUUCUUGUCCUUUAUUAAGACUGGUUUCCAUAUGGUCGUAACGGUCGUAAAGAUUGAGUCACGAUCUUUCUCAUCAGCCGAAAUACAACAUUUUAGAACUGAGUGAUUAGUAUAACUAGAGAAUACUUAUGAUUUAUAUGUGGUUUACAGGUAUAAACUAUUAUAAACUGGCCUUUGAGAAAGAUCGUGACUCUAUUUUUAUGACCAUUACGCCAUCUGGAAACCGGGUUUAUGUACACAAUAUUAGAUUGUUUUCACAAAACACCAAAUGCUUGAGCUGAAAUUUUAAACUUCUAUAAGUUAUUCAGCGAAUUUUAUGCUAAUUAAUUAAAAACAAAUCAUUGGAGUAAUUUAAUUAGUUCGGCCUACAUAUUUACAAAAAACUUAAAGCGGAUUUAUUCAGAAGGCAGUUAGUCAAACAUUCAAUAUUUUUUAACGAAAAACAAAGCGGUUUAUCUAAUACUAUCUGUAAGGCACAUGUUUUAUAUAUAUACUAUAUAUAUAAAUGCUGUUGGCAAAACAAGCCAUACUUUUCCAUUUAAUUUGUUUCGUUGUAUACAUUCUACGCACGCGUAUCAGCGUAUAAUACAUUCGAACAGGACGUCACUAGAAAGUCAUUUCGAACAUUUUUUGUGAAACAUAUUUUCGUUGCUAUGAUACGGCUUGCGUAGGCUGACGACAUGCUGCAAUUAUGCAGAAUACAAAAAUUGCGAAUGCAAAAUGUAUAGUUAGGUAAAAACUAGGAAAAUUUUAUAAUAACAUCGUCAUCUUUUAAUUUGAAGUUAACACCAUGCGCUGCGCUGCUCUAACAACUUAUAAGUAGUCAAAAAAUACUAUUUAUAUAUUGAGCAUAUUCAACAGCAUGCCUAAAAUUUAUAAUUUUCUCUGAAGAAUUUCCAAAGGCAUCUAUCAAUUCAGCUAUAUAUCGCUUGAGAUAUUUGGACAAGCAUGGGGAAGACCUAUUUCAAACGGAAUUAGAAACUAUCUUAUAUAAUUGGAGCUUGAAAGGGGAAAUGACGAAUAUUGGGAAACAAUUUCCGAUAUGUUGUGCCGUUUAUUUCGCCUACUCAGAAAUGUUUGGAAUAGUUUGUAGUCUUGAGGUUGAAGUUAUAUAUAUACAAAUAUAAAUAUAGAUUCAAUAGAUGAUUUAUGCGAAACGUCCGCCUACAAAUUGCAAUAAGCUGUCGUGGUUUGUGUCUGAACUACCUGAAAAUGAUAUCUCAAAUGGGGGGGGGGGGGGCGUGUAGGUAUAGUAUUCUUCAAUUAGCUGUUGUGGUUUGUGUCUGAACUAUCUGAAAAAGAUCUCCCAAACGUGGCGGUCUCGGUGUGGGUAGUAUUCUUCAAUAAGCUGUCGUGGUUUGUGUCUGAGCUACCCGAAAAAGAUAUCUCAAACGUGGCGGUCUAUUGUGGGCUGUGAUUCUACAAUAACUUAUCACCGUUAACUUUAAAUUCAUCCAGCUUUGGUCUAGAUUUUGCAUUUGUAAUCGGUAGUGUUUUUAGUUUUUUACCACGCUUUUUUACAAGCUGAUAUCAUGCAAUCUCAGUCCCAGUUAAUCACAUAUUGCAGACCUACACAAGGCAUUUGUCUACCUAUACGCAAUCAUUUUGGAGUUAUGCCUGUACUAUAUGCGUACAAAACUCGUUUCGUGAUUUCGUUUGUAAAAAUAUCAAGCUGUGCCUGACGCCAUCGUGGGCGGAGACGGUAUUAUGUACUUCGGAAUAAUUUCACCCACUAAUACCCAAUUAAAAUCACGAUGCUCAAUGUGAAGUUCGACUCCUCGUGAAACGCCCACUGGCACCGUAUGCAAACAGGCUGAGUAGCUGCGUUCAUGUUUUCAUCGUUAUUGUCCCUCGUAUCUUUUCAUUAAGGCCAGGCAUUAAAAUAAGGAUUUCUUACAAGGACACACUUUACGUCCACGCCAAGGGCAACGAUCACUUUGAAGUGUGGCACGCACUAGCUUGAGCACGUCUAAAUGAUUCAUAAUUAAAUUUUCAAUUGUCUGAUGAAAAUUUUUAAAGGCGAGUCCUGAUUUUUGUGGCAUGAUUUCUGCGGAUAUUGCCAUUAUCAUGAAACCGCGCCUAUAGGAAAAUAACUGAAGCCGUUGGUAAUUUUACAGGCGUUUCUUGACAUGUUAUAAACAGAAAAACCAGAAAUAUAUAUCUGGCUAUCAUCAGGCAAUAAACACAUGAUUACUUUAAACAAUAUUGCUGUGGGAAAUGACUGGGAAUUAAUUUUUGCUGGGCUUUAAAUUAUUCUCAACCACUGAGAUUGGAGUUCAAUUCCUGCGAUAUGCUGUUGUCUGAUGAUAAUUGAUGAUGACGUGAUGAUCACGUCAGUCACAUGUGAGAAGAGUGCCUCCAGUUUGAGUCUACCAAACACCGCAGAUUUUCUCCAGGUAUACUGCGGUUUUCACCCAGCCUAUAGUAACACUGGGCCAAUUUAGAAGUGAUGGAAUUAACCAACUGUUUGGAUUAAGGCCAGUGAAAAUCUACCACAAAGAAUGUGCGAAGUGUUGCCUGUGUCUUAUCCAAAAGAGCCUUUCACAGUUGUUUACAAUUAGUUAAAUUUUAACAAGCUAUCUUAAGAAGAGAGCUCUUACAUUGCGGAACUUUUGAUAUUUGCAUGUUUUAAGGUAAAUUGGUAUUUCCAGACCACUUCAAAUUAGGAAGGCAAUUUUCUUUAUAAAUUGCAACCACUCCAGUGAAGUUGAGUGUUCAGAACAGCUCUUUCUUGACACUUUUGAGCGCUAUUUCCCGUUUUUAAUGAGACACAUACAAACUCUGCAAUUAGUCGCUUUCGAAACGAUUCGCCCAAUUGUUGUAAAGAUAAAUAACAUACUAAACUAACUUUAUUUAUACUGGAUAGUUCUAUCAGUUCUAAUUAACUAUCCUCCCUGGAGGUCCAGUAAAGAUCAUCUCUUAUUGAUCCUGUCUCUCCAACAAUACCAGCAAUAAAAACCUGUUAUAUUUUCUAUUAAGUUAAUCUGAAUUACACGACAAAAUCGUUUGGACAAAGCUUGCGGUUAAUAAACUUUUAGAUGUCGUGAUGACGCCGUUUUGCAUGGUGAAUCGCUCACGAAUGAUUUCCAUGGCAACACAUUUUUGCGUGAUCUCCUAGGCGGUUCGAGAGAAGCGCCCCGCUGCUAGUAUUGUGCAGAAUAGAUCGCUCGCUGACGAUCGGGAGAUGUUGAAAAACUUAAUUUAAGUCAUGACGAUAGCGAUAUUGGACCAGUCGGCUAGCGGUCCUUUGAAGUUAGUUAGACGCCAUAUUGUUGAAGGCAGGGGAUGAGGAAAUUACUUAACAACAGCAUACUUUGAAUGGGUAGAAAUUUUGACAAAAAGCCGAGAUACCAGAGUUCCCAAUAGGCAAUUCCAGCUUUUAGUUUACGCCUGCAGGGGAUGAUGGGAAGUAAGGUAUCAUAUUGCUGAUUAUGCUGAAAAAUUUCAACAAAAACUACCGAAACAACCGAAAUAUUUCAAUAUCUACAAGUAUAAGCUAUCAUUCCGUGUUUACACGGCCACCAUAUUUAUUUUUUCGGCAUAAUCAGCAAUGUGAUACCUUACUUCCCAUCGUCCCCUGCACGCAUAAACUAAAAGCUGGAAUUGCCAAUUGCAAGCUUGUAGCCGUAGGCAACCGCAAUUGUACUGUAAAAAACAGUUCAUUAUGUUGAAACUACCGUUUGUUAAGACUCGUUUACACGCUACAACAGUAGAACUGGUCGCCAACGAUUGUCAUUCUGGCGUAUGAAAACGACUGCUGACGCCAUGUAUUAUAUUUGCACAGCUUUGCGCUUUAUGCACGCGUGAUUACGUAAAAACACACAAGUUAUAACAAACGUGCAGCAGACUUGUAGCACAGAAUAGGUCGACUGAGCCAAAAAAGAUAAACCGCUGCCACGCCAUGAUUCGUCAUCAAAUGCUUACACCAUGGUCCUAGCCAGUGCGCUUAUGAGAGGCAUCCCCCCCUGGACGUCCGCCAUUUUGAAUGUUGUCAGGGGGGUGAAUGCCUCAUAAGCGCACUGGCUAGAACCAUGGCGUCAGAUUUUGAUGACGAAUUACGGUUACGCCAAAAUCAUAGGAAAAACCAAGAAGUCGGCCUUCUGUGCAGUCUCUAUUCUGUGCCAUGUUAUUUCCAUAGCUUUGCACUAUAUACACGUGUAAUUACGUAAAAACGCACAAGUUGUAACAAACUGCAGCAGACUUGCAGCAAUGCUGUCCAAAAAACUUGUCAUCAGGAUGUGUUCGCACUGCUUGUUUUCCCAGUUUGUUGACAAGUUGUCAACGGCUUGUUGACAACUUGCUAUACAAGGUUGCUGAACUCAAUAGACUUGUCACAAGUAGUUCCAACAACUUGUCACUGCCCUGCAUUCAACAAUUCAACAACCUUGUUGCAACUUGAUGAAAUACCAGCAUUGUUACAACUUGUUGACGAGCUUGCUACAUGCCUGUUGCGAACACAUUUUGUUGACAAGUUGUGGGAUUUUUACGUGUGUAAAUCUGAUAAAAAAAGAUAUGAUCUUUUACUGGUUGGUUUGUUGCUUUUGCUGAUAUUGACUAAAUGAUAAUUUGCAUGGUCAACCAGGCACUUCAAUAACAGGAUGCCAAUGCAUUCCAAUUAAUUUAAUUCUUUUGACCUUCCAUAUGUGCUGAAGCCAAUAUCAACUCAUUGACCUUGUAUUCAAACCUUUGCAUAUAUAGCAUUGUAUUUUAAAUUAAUAUGGUAAUACCAUGAGGCUAUUUUUAACCCAAAAUGGCUUGGACUUUUAUAUAAAAUGUUUCAUAAAGAAGAAUCCUGACUUAUUUUUAAAAAGUGGGGAAGUCUAAUUUAACAUAAGAUAGUUUUAAAUAAAAAUUAAAUGCAUCAAAUUAUAACUCAUAAAAAUUUUAAACUACCUGUAUUUAACUUCUACAUAACUAAAUUAAUUGGGGUGUGUUAUUAUCCUUAUUCGCAGCUGAGAGCUAAUUGAGCUGAAGGCUUUCUAAGGGCACCUAUGUUUAAUCACGGAGUACAGCCACGGUGGAAGGGCCAAUUAGGGGCUAAUCCCACCCCCACCUUGUCAACUUUCCUGAGGAAAUAAGAGUAACCAGAGAAAACCAUAGAUAUCUUAUAUACACUAGAUAGUGCAUCUAAUUAUUCUGAAAUUCAAAAAUUGAAGCCGUGAUUGCAGACUCAGGAUAUUCCCAUGAAAUGAGAAGACUCGUAUAUGUUUUCUAUUUCUUAAACAGGGAACUUAAACAUUAAGUUAAACCUAUUCCAAAUACAUUUUCAAAAAACUAUUCAGAUGAUGAAAGUUAUUGUUGUUUUUUAAGCGUUUAUUAGCGAGUGGUAAACUCCAACAUGGCCGCCAUCUAUUCAAAUGGGGGUAACCGCUGGAAUAUUCUUGGCUUCAAUUUUACUAAAAGAGAUGCGCUAUCUAGUGUAUAUAUAAGAUAUCUAUGGAGAAAACCAACGAUUUUCGAUAGACGUUUCUCACAUAAGGCGCUUGCUCUAACCAUCGCCCCACCGAAAUCCUAUGCCAAAACUUGUAGUCAGUAAUUAUAAUAGUAUGCAAAGUUAUAAUACAACAUAAAAUAAAAUAAAUUAAGGAUGUGUAUUAAAACUUAUUUUGGCUAGAUGAACGAGAAGUCCCGCAAUCUGAAGAACUAUCUGUAAAUUAUGAAAAUAUCGUGCCCAUAAAAUCGUGUGAAAAAGGUUUAAAACUUAAAAUUCUUAAAAUAAAAUAAAACUUAACGCUUUAAUUGUUUGAUAUUAUAAAACUUAAACUAAACUAGACUUUACUAAACUCUUAACUAAACUAACUUUAUUUGUACUGAAUAUCUUUUAUUAUUCAUUCUAAACUGUUCUUUUCCUAGAGGUUGAGUGAUCCACAAAUACAUGUACGCUUACGUACCUAUUUUCCCUUCAUUAGGUUACGACUCUGGUGCCCACUCUCCCACGUCAGAGACUCCGAGCACGCCUCCCAGGUGUUUAAUGUUGACACAAGUGGAUACUGAUGGAUCUUGUUCCAGUACCGGGGAUGUGACCUCUCCUCUGGAUCAGGUGAGACUAUAAACUAACUUUAUUUAUACUCGGGAUAACUCUAUCAAUUGGAAACUGGUCUUCCAGUUAGAAGUAUCUCUUAUUGAUCCAGUGUUACUAUAGGAGGAAAACUAAACUAACUUUAUUUAUACUGGAUAGCUCUAUCAGUUCUAGACUGUUCUCCCGAGAGGUCCAGUAAGGAUUGAUCCAGUGUUACUACAGAGGAAACCUAAAAUAAGCUAACUUUAGUUUUACUAGAUAGCUCUAUCAGUUCUAAACUGUUCUCCCGAGAGGUCCAGUAAGGAUCAUCUCUUGACUCUUAUUGAUCCAGUACGUGUUAGUACAGGAGGAAACCUAAACUAAACCAACUUUAUUCAUACUGGAUAGCUCUAUCAGUUCUAGACUGUUCCCCCUAGAGGUCCUGUAAGGGUCGACCAUUGUAGCUCCAGUACAAUCUUAAACCUGAAUGUGUUUGUUUUAGACUCAAAACAGACAGCCAUUCUUUCUCUCGGAUGAAGAGAAGCGAACCCUAGUAACUGAAGGCUUGCCUAUACCUGCAGGCUAUCCUCUUACCAAGGUAAGUUGAUCCAUAAUUUCUCAACCAAGACACUGACACUCCCUGACCAUUCAAUUGACUGAUUCAUCAGUUGACCUGCAGGGAUACUUGAUGAGGUAUCCACCAUUACCUUAUGCACAUGGGAUUAGUUUACUUAUAUAUUUUGCAAUUUUAUUCAGUCCGAAGAAAGAGCUCUGAAGAAAGUUAGAAGGAAAAUAAAAAAUAAGGUAACAUCAACUGUUUCUGUCAUGCAUUCCUUCCAUACUCUCUUAACUAAUUUUCCAUAAUCUUCUUCACUCCUUCACUUACCAUUUGUCAGUUCUUUUACAAAUUCUCUUAGUUGGCUAAUUUUCCAUCAACUAUUUAAUUUUCAGAUAUCAGCUCAAGAAAGCCGUCGUAAGAAAAAAGAAUAUAUGGAAACAUUAGAAAAAAGGCAAGUCAUUUAUUCAGGAUUUUCUUGUUUGUUUCUCAACCUAUCAAUGGUGCUUUAGUUUUAGUUUGUACAUUUUAUAUACGAGACUAAUACCACAGAGUACUUACAGACAGAGGUCUCACUUCAGGUUAAUUUAGCGUAAGGGAUUUUUUCAGUCCGCCAUGUUUUUUUCCAGUCCGUUAGCAAGUGUCCAAAAGAGAGGCCGUCUCCCCCCUGAAAACAUAUUGGAAUUUAAUGUUCCAGGGGGAGUGAAUGCCUCUCUUUAGGGCACCUGCUAAGAACAUGGGCGCCAGCUAUUUUGGUAAAAACUACCUUACGGUUUUCCCGCAGAAGUGAGACCUCUGUAUGUAAAUACUCUGUGCUAAUACUGCAUUCUGUUCAGGGUCGAGCUGUGCUCCAACGAAAAUUUAGACUUAAGAAAAAAGUUGGAUUCGAUGGAAAUUGCUAACAGGUAAUGAAAAAUAAAGUAACUCCAAGCAUAAGAUCUUCUCUAACUUUAUAUGCUUCCAAGAAGGUGAAAUAUAAUUUUGUUAAUUUUUAUUUGUGUAGAACACUCAUAAGUCAGCUACAGAAACUUCAAGCAAUCGUCGCCUCGAAGGUCUGCCGACCAACGUCCACGAUUUCAACACAGACUACGUCUAAGGUAUGUGAAGUGCUUGCGUUUUUAAAUUAAGAGUCUAAACUGAAGACUACUAGAUAGUUCUAAACUGUUCUUCCUAGAGGUCCAUUAAGGAUCAUCUCUUAUUGAUCCAGUGUCAUUACAGGAGGAAACCUAAACUAAACUAACUUUAUUGAUACUGGAUAGCUCUAUAACUGAUACUGUUCUUCCUAGAGGUCCAGUAUAAAGAUCAUCUCUUAUUGAUCCAGUGUUACUAUGCUCUAAACUGUUCUUCGUGGAGGUCCAGUAAGGAUCAUCUCUUAUUGAUCCAGUGUUACUACAGGAGGAAACCUUAACUAAACUAACUUUAUUAAUACUGGAUAGCUCUAUCAGUUAUAUACUGUUCUUCCUAGAGGUCCAGUAUAAAGAUCAUCUCUUAUUGAUCCAGUGUUACUACAGGAAGAAACCUAAACUAAAUUAACUUUAUUUGUACUGGAUAGCUCUAUCAAUUCUAAAUUGUUCUUCCUAGAGGUUCAAUAAGGAUCAUCUCUUAGCGAUCCAGUGUUACUAGAAACUAAACAACUUUAUUGAUACUGGAUAGCUCUAUCAGUUCUAUACUGUUCUUCCUAGAGGUCCAGCAAAGAGGAAACCUAAACUAAGCUCUCUCUGCAUGUCUAUACCAGACAGCUCCGUCAAUUGUUAGCUGCAGUUGAGACCGCUUCUUGAAAUGUUACAGUAGGAAGCACUUAUAGUAAUCGAAGCCCAGUCAUUGAGGCAAAAGGCGCACGGUGUAACCAGCGUGGCAGAGUGAUAUUAAAAUGCUUUUCAAUUUUUUUCAGAAGGAAGCAGCAAGCUAGCUGAAAAGCGAGAUCAGUGAAGUUGGUCAGAAGAAUUGAUGCAGAAUGAAAGGCAGUACAGGUGUGCAUACCACAUUGAGAGUGUGACAGGUUUGAGAGGAAUGAACCACAUUGCAACGAGAGAGUGGCUGAAAAUUCCGUGCGAACAAAUUUCAAUUGUAUAUUUUUAUAUCGACAAAAGAGACGAUGAAAAAUGAAAUAAUGACAUCUGUAAAUAAAUUGAAUAGAAAGUCCGGUUUGGACUACCAAAGUUUCUGAGAUCUGUGCAUGGAGUGAAGUAUAUAAUUCCGUGUUAUCUCACUUGGAGGAAAAGACUCUUGAACGAGAUAUGUGUCUUCACGAAGUCUUCAUUUUCAGUUUUCACCAAAGAAAUUUACACUCCAUCAAAACAUACUUUGUUCAAAGAAACUUUGGUAGUAUCAACCGCAAUUGUAAAAUGAAUUGUGAAUGUUCGGGGCUAAAUAGCUCAUUGAAAACAUUAAAAUAAACAUGAAAGCAUUGUAUAUAAAUUUAUUCGAAAAUUUUACUAAUCUAUUUGCAAAUUUUGCCUGACGAGCCCGACACGAAAUUGCAAG
Molecule: messenger RNA, 13108 nt
Organism: Paramuricea clavata
Lineage: Eukaryota; Metazoa; Cnidaria; Anthozoa; Malacalcyonacea; Plexauridae
Source: the annotation of a GenBank genome assembly